AUGUUUAGUGACAUUGAGUUUGUACAAGAAAAACAUAUAAAGUAUUUAAACUCGUACACAAGUAUAUCUAAUGCAGAAGAAUUUAUAUUUAAUGAAACCCUUAAAAUGUGUGGAGUGUUUUAUUUCCUUUGUUCUUGUAAAAUAUUAUCUCAUAAAAUCGAUAAAAAAGAAGAGUUUAUUAAUUUUAUUUUAAGGUGUCAAAAUAUAGAUGGUGGUUUUGGUAAUAACGUAAAUUACGACUCGCAUAUUGUGUCAACACACCAUGCAAUAUUAUCUCUUCUUUUACUAAACUAUUCAUUUGAUAACUUCAAUAUCUACAUGCAAAGUGGGAAAGCCAACAUAAAUAAUGGAAAUAAUAAUGACACUUGUAAUGGUACUAAUUACCGAGUGAAUGAAACUAACGCCCUCGACAGGCUUGUUAACGGGGCCAGUACCAGCAAGGCUGAUAUUUAUUUCGAACCUGAAAUUAAGGGGAACAACUACAGUAAUAGCUACCGAAGUAGUAACAGCUGUAACAGCCAAGCAACCAAGGAAAAAAGCAUACGAGAAAAUGCGUGUAACUAUAUUUUAACCCUACUAAAUGAAGACGGUUCGUUUAAGGGUGACAAAUGGGGAGAAGUUGACACACGUUUUGUUUACAGUGCUGUUAGCUGCUUAACCAUACUAAAUAAAUUAAACCUAGUUUCAACUGAAAAAAUAUCAUCCUAUGUAUUAACUAAUUAUGCUAUUUGCGAAAAUGGUUUUUCAUGGACAAGUGGAAAUGAACCACAUGCAGCUAGUGUUUUUUGCUGUGUAGCUACAUUAUUUCUAAUUCAGAAAUUAUAUUUAGUUAAUGAAAAAAAGCUAGCUGACUGGUUAAGUCUUAGACAAACAAAUAAUGGCGGGUUUAAUGGAAGAGCUGAAAAAUUAACCGACACCUGUUAUGCAUGGUGGAUAUUCUCCUCUUUAAUUAUUUUAAAAAAAUAUAAAUGGGUUAAUAAAAAUGCUUUAAAAAAUUAUAUUCUUCUUUGUCAAGAUUUAAAUAACGGUGGGAUUAGCGAUAACCCUGAUUGUCUUCCAGAUAUAUGUCAUACAUUUUUUGGGUUAGCAGCCUUAAGUUUGAUAGAUAAUCUGAACGAGUCAGAUAAAAUAUUACAUUUGAAGCAAAUGAGCCCAGUUUACGCAAUUCCUCUUCAAACGGUCAAAAAAAGAAAACUGCCUCAUUAUGACAUAGAUAUUUUCUGA
Messenger RNA from Plasmodium malariae, 1224 nucleotides. RefSeq names its product geranylgeranyltransferase, putative. Gene Ontology annotation, cellular component: Rab-protein geranylgeranyltransferase complex. The record is from RefSeq and is a predicted model, not a curated record. Gene Ontology annotation, biological process: protein geranylgeranylation. Lineage: Eukaryota; Apicomplexa; Aconoidasida; Haemosporida; Plasmodiidae. Gene Ontology annotation, molecular function: Rab geranylgeranyltransferase activity. The transcript has a single exon. Bases 1 to 1224 code for a protein of 407 amino acids.